AUGCUUUCCACUCCUGGCGUCGACUUCCAAGGUGGAGAUUUUUGCACGUUGGAAAGCGAUGGGAAGCUGCAGAGACAUGCAUUUCAGAAAGGAGAUGCGCUGGUAUUUCUCUCGCACAAAGCCCACUGCGUAGAGCCCGUGACAGAGGGCCUGCGCCAGACGUUGGUGAUGGAGCUCUGGGAAGGUGAGGAGCGGAGCUGCAAUCACCGGUGUCACCGCCGGACCGGACAUUGUGAGGAAGGGCCCUCGGGAACUGAAGCCGAGGAAAGCCUGAAGGCUGAACUGAUAGCGCAAGAAGGUCCUCGCAUCUUUGCACCGACUGCUUUCGAAGGCAUCGCUUUCUUCCCGAAGGUUGCCCACUUGCUCCGUCAAGGCGCCCGCCGUGGGCUAACAGGCCGAGCCAACGUCGAGGUGAGCUUUGAAGACCCGAGUCCUGUGGCAUUUGUGCGAGCGAAGAGGAAGCUGCAAAUUGGCGAAGUCUUAGCAGCCCAAUUGGAAUCAGCGGAGGGCAGCGAAGUCGAUGCAAGCAGUGCCUCGGAUUCCUAG
This is a messenger RNA of Symbiodinium pilosum, 546 nucleotides long. The record is from the annotation of a GenBank genome assembly. Lineage: Eukaryota; Dinophyceae; Suessiales; Symbiodiniaceae.